This is a messenger RNA of Penicillium oxalicum, 429 nucleotides long. RefSeq lists its product as uncharacterized. The transcript has a single exon. Bases 1 to 429 code for a protein of 142 amino acids. NCBI's taxonomy places the organism in Eukaryota, Fungi, Ascomycota, Eurotiomycetes, Eurotiales, Aspergillaceae. The record is from RefSeq and is a predicted model, not a curated record.
AUGUACAAGUCGACAGCACGUGCCUCGAGGCCCGAGGGAACUCCGUCAUAUCAUGUCGGUAUCAAGUCAAUUUCCAUUGCCACCGAGCCUUCGUGGUCAACAUCCAAUCUCUUGUCCGAGACGUCCGUAUCGAGAAGAAACUUUGACCUCUGUGCCCUGGGCAUCUAUUUCAGCGUCGAGUCUGAAUCGGGCCGCCAAGACCCGACCCUCUCUCACCAAAGAGAUGACAUCAUGGGGUCCGGGAUACUCAUUCUGUCUACUGACGGGGAGAUCUUGGCGAUCGCUCAGGUUGGCUGUACGGUUGACCAAAGUGGUCCAGAGAACCAGGAAGGGGAAUAUAGAAACAGGCGUCCAUGGACUAAAGAGAAGAAGACUAAGGAGUCUCUCGCCCGCCCCCGAAAAAAAAUGGGGGAAAGGAAAAUCAAAUGA